AUGAUUAUGGUGUUUUUCUUGAAGAAUGACGCUGUUUCUGUGAGAACGAGGUCUGGUUGGAAAUGGGGUGAAGGGGGAGGGAAUGGGGAAUUGCUUGAAAAUCUUUAUUUGGUCAAUCACUGGAUUGCAACAUCUGGCUCGCGUUUGGUGGUGAAUCGCCGACGCCAAGAGGGCAAUCCGGUGUUGAAGUACGUAAGAAAUGUCCGCUAUGAAUGGGGUGAUAUAGGAACGGAUUUCGAGUGUGGACCAACAUGCGGAGUACUGUACUUGGCAUUGAAGUAUCAUAAACUGCAUCCCAACUACAUCCUUACCCGAUUAUCAGGAAAAGAGGAGAACAAAUAUGCCUGCAAGAUACUUCUCGCUCUUUGCAAUGUUGAUGAACCGAGACACACGCUCAGAGAGUUGAAUUUGUUAUGCUAUCGCAUGGAUUGGACCCUUGUACUGUGCUACUCGGUUGAAGAAGCUGCUGAAUACAUCGAAAAUCUGAAGUUAGCUGACAACAGGGAUCCAACCUUCAAGCUUCUGUAUAACUUCGGAACUCUGAAAGCCAUUGCCGAAGCCAGUGAAGAACAGCUAGCAUUAUGUCCUGGGCUUGGCCCAAUUCGUGCCAAGAACCUCUACAAUUACUUAAGAACUUCAUUCACGACAUGA
Strongylus vulgaris is the source of this 651-nucleotide messenger RNA. Lineage: Eukaryota; Metazoa; Nematoda; Chromadorea; Rhabditida; Strongylidae. The record is from the annotation of a GenBank genome assembly.